AUGAAGCUCUAUGAUGCGAUGACCCCGAAUUCCCUGCGGGUGCAUGUCUUUCUUUCGGAGAAGGGCAUCCAGGUUCCGAGACAGCAAGUCGAUGUCCUGAAAGGCGGUACGCGGACGCCCGCCUUCCUGGCCCUGAACUCCCUGGGCGAGCUUCCGGUGCUCGAACUCGACGACGGAAAAAUCCUGACUGAAAGCGUCGCGAUCUGCCGCUACUUCGAAGCCCUGCAUCCCGCGCCGAGACUGUUGGGCGAGGGCGCCUACGAACAAGCCCGGGUCGAGAUGUGGAACCGGCGCAUGGAGCUGUAUCUCUUCGACGCCAUCGGUGCCGUCGCGCAACACAGCUUCGAUUUCUUCGCCGACAAGGUCGAGCAGAGCCCGGACUAUGCCGCCGCGCAGAUGCGCCGUUUCGACAAGCUCCUGGCCUGGCUCGACCGCGAGUUGUCCGACGGACGGCCCUUCAUUGCCGGAGAGCGUUUCACGAUUGCGGACAUCACCGGCAUGGCCGUGCUGAUGGUCUGCGAUCUUCUGCCGAAGAGACUGCCAAGCAGUCUGAGCCAUGUGAAACGUUGGGAAGACAGCGUGCGGAUACGGCCGGCUUUCGCGGAGCGUGUGCGCAGCGCGGCCUAA
Molecule: messenger RNA, 627 nt
Organism: Symbiodinium necroappetens
Lineage: Eukaryota; Dinophyceae; Suessiales; Symbiodiniaceae
Source: the annotation of a GenBank genome assembly